This is a messenger RNA of Dictyostelium discoideum AX4, 4218 nucleotides long. Its product is annotated as EGF-like domain-containing protein. The transcript is spliced from 6 exons. Bases 1 to 4218 code for a protein of 1405 amino acids. Lineage: Eukaryota; Evosea; Eumycetozoa; Dictyosteliales; Dictyosteliaceae. The record is from RefSeq and is a predicted model, not a curated record.
AUGAAUAAAUUUUAUGUUUUAUCGAUAUUUAUAAUUUUUUUUUUCAUAAAAUUAAAUGAAUCGCAAUUAACACCUUUAACUCCACAACAAUCUAUUUUAGCCCAAUCAAUAAACUCAACAUUCUCAAAAUAUCCAAAAAAUAAUUAUGAGUGUAGCUUUGAAAUUAAAAUUUUAAUUGAAAUUCCAGUUGGUAAAACUAUCACAAGUUUUUCAAGCGAUUUAAAUAACGAUGUUUCAUUCUAUCAAAUAUUAAACAAUAAUAAUUAUUAUAUAUUUACAAAUAUUCAAGGUAAUCAAAAAAUUGGAACAAAUUCUCAAGUAUUAACAUUUACAACUAGUGAUAAUUUUCAACAAACAUAUCAACUUAAUACAAAUUGUUUAGAUAUUGAUAUUGAUAAAGUAAAAGUUGUAAAUUCAACAAAACCAAUUAGUUUUUCAAAUUAUUUUUUGUACUAUAUUAUUUUAGAAGGUUUAGAACCUGGUUAUUAUUAUGAAACAAUUCCAAGCACUACUGCUAUCAUUCAAUAUACUUACUUUUCAAAUUCAUUCAACUAUUGUAUAUUGAUAAAUCAAAUUUCUUAUGGUUUAAAUUUAACUAAAGAAUAUGAAAUUACAAUGAAUUUUAAUGAUGGUAAAUCAUUUUCUUUCAAGCUCGAUACUUAUUAUUCUUUAUUUAAAGAGAAAGAUUUACCAACAACUCAUUUUGAAACAUUUUUCCCAUCAAAUAUAUUAUCAAUUAAUUCAAAUUAUACUCAAAUGAGUUAUGGUUAUCAACCAUUAUUUACAUCAACUCUUAAUACAAAUAUUAUGAAACCUUAUCAAGUAUUUAAUAGUUAUGUACCUACAAUUCCACUUAAAGGUUAUAAAGGAAAUAUGACAUUUAUAGGUGCAAUUGAUACAACUAAAGAUCCAAUCAAUUCUGGUGUAUUAAUCAAUAGUACUUUAAUGAGUGAAAUUGGAGUAUCAGUAGAUUUAAUAACAUUUACAACAAAAAUUAAUGUCACACCAAUCCCAAUACUAGGAAUUGAAUCUCCAUUCAUUGGUUAUACCACAGUUGGUACAGUUUCUUUAUUCUAUGCAUCAUUUAGAAAUUCAUAUGAUUACCAGUUUUCCCAAUUCCAAUAUUUUUUUAUAUCUAAUUUUAAUGAAGAUUGGCCGUAUGGAUUUAUUUCUGGCACCAAUUCCAAUUUUUCACAUCAAGUUUCUUUCCCAAGACCCCAAUUUCUUUCUCCAGUAAUUUAUUUAAAAUAUUAUUUUAUAAAAAAUCAAGAAAGAUUUGAUGAAUAUAUAAUUCCUGAAUCAAGUUCAGGUUCAGAUUCAAUUCCACCAAUUCUUAAAUCAUAUAAUUUCACUAGAAUAACAAAUUUCAAUUAUUUAUUUUCAUUGGAUAUUGAAUCUGUUAAUGGUGUAAAAAGUAUUUCAGUCUAUUCUGGAGGGCAACCAAUUCAAUUUUCAGUGAUUAGUGGUACAAUUUAUAAUGGUUCAUUUGAAUUAAUUAUUUCAUUUGUUGGUAUUGAUAAAUUUGAAAUCAAAGAUACCCUUUUAAAUUCUUUAGUUUUUAAUGUUGGCACACCAUUUUCUGCUAAUCCUUUAAAUGUUUUUAAUUAUCCUCAGUCAUAUGAUUAUGAAUUUAACUUUAAUGAUUUUACUAGUAUCUCAUUUUUAAAAAAUAAUUUAGAUUUAAAUAUUGAAAGUGAAUCUUACAAUAUCAUUUAUUUAAAUUCACCAAAUAUCCCUCAAGAUAUUCCGUUAUAUUUUAGUUUACUAGAUAUUGUAUCAUCUCCAUUCGAGAGAAAUCCUGAAGACUUUUCUUUAACCAACAAUCAGUUCAUUUUUAAUUCAACAUCUGGAUUAUUUGAAUGUAAAUUCAUAUUACCAAAGAAUAAUAUGUUUGGAAUGAUUCCAUUUCAAAUUCAUGUUGGUAAUGUUAAUUUAUUCGAUAAUAGUUUAAUGAAUGAAAGAUUAAUAGUAAAUAAUACUGUUCUUGACUAUCAAGGUCCAAUUUUUAGUUAUCUUGAAAAAAUUGGAAAUGGUUUAGUAAUUUCAACAACAGGUACAAUUGGUUGGAAAUUUAAUAUUACAGAUGAUUUAAAUGGGUUUGAAAGUGGUUAUAUUAAAGUAAUGGGUUCAAUUGAUAGUUCAACUUAUCAUUUCAAUUUUACAAUCGAUGAUGUAAUUGGUGAUAAAUUCAAUUGCCAAUAUCAAAUUUUAAUUAAUAUUACUCAACCAUGUAUAUCACAAGAAUAUAGAAUCGUUAAAGUUUUAUUAUUUGAUACAAAUAAAAUAUCUUCAAAAUUUAUUUUAAAUGGCGAUCCAUAUUCAAUAAUUAAUCCAUUUAUUAAUUUAUUAGAUAAAGGUAUAGAUAAUACAAUUUUACCAUUUACAUGUUCAGGUUCAACAAUGUUUGAUUCAAAACCAAUAUUAUUAUCAUUUACAACACCAACAACCACAAUUGAUGUAGGUUCACCUGAUAGAAUAAUUUCAUUUGAUUUUUCAAUCAAUCCUGGUGCAAAUGGAAUAAAACAAGACCAAUUACCAAUUAUUUAUUUGACAACAGUUUACACAGAAAUUUCAAAAUGUAAUUCUAAAUUAAUAUCUUACAGCGCAAAUAAUGCAGUUUAUAAUUGCUCAACAGAAUUACCAUUGGGUUUUGGUUAUCCAGGCAUUAUAACAAUAUCAAUGUAUGGUAUUGUAAAUAAUGGUGGUUAUUAUUAUGGUUAUUCUACAUCAGAUAUUCAAAUGGUUUUAAAUUCAAACUAUUAUUUAGAUACAACAUAUUCAAGUAAUUUACCAGUAAUCACAUCAAGUGAUAAAUAUUAUUCAGAUGAUAAUGGUGAAAUAAUUAUAUAUGGUAGAGGUUUUAUAAAUGUUAAUUUAGUAACAAUUACUUAUAGUGAUAGUGGAUUGUCACCAAAUUCAGCAACCACAGCAUUAUUUUAUGGAUCAUCAGCAAUUAAAUUUUCAGGUAUUAAAAAAACAAAUAAAUUAUUCAAAAUUAAAGUUUCAACAGCUGGUGGAUUCACAUCAAAUGAAUUCUCAAUACAACCAAUCUAUUUUGAUAGUUCAUUAAAACCAAUACCAACUGAAACACCAACACCUACAACUACUCCAACUGAAACACCAACUACAACUCCAAUACCAACCACAACAGCAAUACCAACCACAACACCAAUUCCAACCAAUCCACCACAAAAAUGUCUUGGUAAUCCACAAUGUGGUGGUAAAAAUCAAGGUUAUUUUUCAUCUACAGGUUGUAUUUGUUAUUCACCAUGGAUUGGAGUAACUUGUACUUCUCAAAUUAUUAUUGUACCACAACCAUCAAUUAAUACAACAAAACCAGAUGUUGAAAUACCAACAGAUAAUAAUGGUCAAUCAUCAGAAACAAAUAGUGAAGAAUCUCAAAAAAUGAUAUUUAAAUCAUUAAUAUCAUUAGUAUCAUUAAGAGAAUUAGAUUUUAAUAAUAAAGAAGUAAAUAAUUAUAAAUUCGAUCAAUGGAUAUAUACACCAAUUAACGAAUUUAAAAAUCAGUACUUUACAACAGUAUCAAAUACAAAUAUAACAGCAGCUUUAGAAUGGUUUAAUCAAAGUACACCAAUUCAAUUUGCAAAUCAAAAUUUAACAAUGAAUCCAUCUAGUAUUAAAUAUACAAUUGAAAUUACAGAAUAUCAAUUUAAAAGUUCAUUAAAUCAACUUCAAUUAGUAAUGGCAGCAUCAUUAACAACAAAUUCAAAUGAUAUUUGCACAUUAAACCAAUUUGGUAAUACAUCAACAGGUGAUGAUUCAAAUUAUUUAAAGAUUCAAAUUGAAAAUCAUUCACUUUAUGGUAGAUUCAUUAAACGUGCUAUUAUUGAUAAUAACGUUAAAAGUAUAAGUAAUGUUUUAUUAGAUUCAUCAUUAAAUGUAAUUGAUAGUUCAUCAUCAUCAUUACAAUCAUUUAUUGGUAUUACAAUUCCAAAUUAUAGAAACUCAAUAAUAGUUGAUCCGGAUUUCUCAGUGCUUGUUGAUAGUAAAUCAGCCUCUGAUGAAGAUGAUUCAGUUUGUACAAAAAAUAAUUCUGGUUUAACAACUGCUCAAUUAGCUGGUAUUAUUGUUGGUUCAAUCGCUUUCGCUGCUGUAAUAGUUAUCACUAUUGUCUAUUUUAUCAUUAAAAGAAAUAAACAAAAGAAAUUCAUUGUGGCUGUAAAUAAAAAAAUUACUGAAAUGAAUAAUAAUAAAUAA